Molecule: messenger RNA, 492 nt
Organism: Paramecium pentaurelia
Lineage: Eukaryota; Ciliophora; Oligohymenophorea; Peniculida; Parameciidae
Source: the annotation of a GenBank genome assembly
AUGUAAGGUACAUUAUAAUAUAAAAACUCUUAGCUUGGCCUAAAAAAAAGCAUUAUAAUUUGAUACUAAAUUAAAAAAAUGGGUUUUUAGAAUUAAAUAAUCAAAGAUUAAUCAAUAAUAGAGAAGAUGCAAUCUAAAUUUAUUAUUCAUAAUUGAGAUCCAUUAUCUGCAUAUUCUAAGAGUAUUAAUAGAUUAGUAAAAAAACUACUUUUCUUUUUUAUAUUAUUGAAGGUUAAUCAAAAGAAUAAUAAUCUUUAUAUGAUGAUCUAGAAUUCAGUUUUAAAAUUAUAAUAUAAAUAUUUAUCAAUAGUUUUAUGUAAAUUUAAUGCUGGCUUCAGGUGUAUCUAUUGAUUGUAAAUUUAAAUUUUUAUUUAGUUGUUAUGCACAAGGUACAAAGCCUAAUAAGAAGGAUUGAGUUUAAGAGUUUAUUGCUUAUAAAUUAUCGUAAAACUGUUAGGGUAUAUCUUAAAUAUUUGCCAUGAGAUCAAAUGA